Schistocerca cancellata (South American locust) is the source of this 6334-nucleotide messenger RNA. Its product is annotated as mitogen-activated protein kinase kinase kinase 15-like. The record is from RefSeq and is a predicted model, not a curated record. NCBI's taxonomy places the organism in Eukaryota, Metazoa, Arthropoda, Insecta, Orthoptera, Acrididae. Gene Ontology annotation, biological process: protein phosphorylation; MAPK cascade. Gene Ontology annotation, molecular function: protein kinase activity; ATP binding.
GAUCUGGUGCGAGUGGUCAUGCGGUGGUACAGUGCUGAGUGCUUGAAAAUUUUGAAAAUAGUGUCUGUAGAUUUGAACAGUAGAUUAACAUGUGAAAUAGACAGCUGUCCUGAACUACGCGUAUUACUAACUGAGUGAUAUAUACGAUUAAAAGAGUAAUUCAUAUUUACAUUACGCUAAAUCGAACAUCGCCGUCUGUAAAAGCAGUGUCCUUGACUUCGAAUAAAAAUAAUUAUCCUGUUUAACCGUUAAGAAACAUAUUUAUCGGUCAUCGAAUACUGGUGUUACAAAGUGCGAUAGGACGAAGAGUGCAAAGUGGUAUUGUGGUGUAUAUGUGUCAGAAACUGGAAGAUGUCAGCAGAGCAGUAUGCUAGAACAUAUGGCACUCACUCUUUAACUCCAGCUUGUUUGGGGGUCAAAUGCAGAUUAACAAAGAUUCUUUCUUCUGGUGCAUUGCUUUCUUGUGUUACAUACACAGCCAUCAUCUCUGAAACUUAGAUAGAAAAAAAAAAAAAAAAAUCAUGCCAGCUACCAAUGAUAUGGAGCCUGCAGCGGACUGUCGCAGUGUGACAGACAGUGUCGGAAGUCAUAGUGACCUGUCUGUGCACACUGCAUCGACAGCACAGACACAGUUGCAGCGUCCACGUAUGGAUGUUGUUUGUGUAAUUGACCUGCAUCAACCAGACUAUCUGGCUCAUAGAAAGAGAGCUCUAGAAGAAGUCCGCCAAGCGUGUGCUCUAGUUAAUGCUGCUAUGAAUCAUAUACAGUUUGAAAAACUGGAUUUUGGUGAAACAAAUGUGUUGGAUACAUUUUAUAAUGCUGAUGUGGCAGUCGUGGAUCUGUCAGUACAGAUUCAGCAGAGUUCUCUCUUCUAUCAUUUGGGAGUUCGUGAAAGCUUUGGGAUGAAGGAGAAUAUAUUACUAUAUAAUGACUUUGAUACAGAGGCAACUUUAAGACUGAAGAUAUCAUGUGGCAGCUACACCUUUGUGUCGUAUCGACUUCUUGACUGUGGGACGUGCGUUACAACAAAUCCUGCAGCUGCAAGACUUACAGGAGAAGAAGGCUCUCUGGAUCCUAAACAACAUUUAACAAUCAAACUGAAAAAGUUACUCCAAGAUGUAGAAAUUCAGUCAAAAGCACACAUGAAGGAGAAGUUUUUAGCCGACUUGCGUAAAGCGAGAGAAACAUAUACGGGAGAGGAAUUAGCAAGAGUGCUUCAUAAUAUGAGGAAAAGACUUGAUGAUCCCAAUGUGCUCUCUGGUGAAGUGCUGUUGAAUGUGUUAAUAUCAUUUAGAGAAAUUCAAGAUUAUGAUGCCAUGGUGCAACUUGUUGACGACUUGCGAACUGUACCAAAUAAGAGGAAUUAUAUAACUACUUCAGCAAUAGGAUACCUCUAUGCAUUUGCACUGAACAGGCGCAAUAAAGAAGGCGACAGAGAACGAGCUCUCAGAGUGAUUGAGAAAGCUUUGGAAAAGAAGGAAAAUCAUGUACCUGAUAUAGUUUGUCUUUGUGGUAGGAUAUACAAAGACAAGUUUGUUGAAUCUCAGCAUCAAGAUAAAGAUAGUUUAAUGAAUGCUAUUCAUUGGUAUAGGAAAGGAUUUGAAGUGCAACCGAAUGAAUAUGCUGGCAUUAAUUUUAGCACAUUGCUUGUUAUAGCUGGUAAUGAGUUCAAAUCAGAAGAGCUGCAGCAUAUAGGUAUGGUCCUCAACAAUUUAAUUGGUAAAAAGGGUAGCCUGUCGUCAUUACAAGACUACUGGGAUGUUGCCACUUUCUUCGAAAUUAGUGUUUUAGCAGAAGAUUACUCAAAAGCUAUCCAAGCAGCAGAAUGCAUGUUCAAGUUAAAGCCACCAAACUGGCACGUUAAAUCUACGAUAGGAAACAUCUCUCUCAUAGACAGGUUCAGAAAGAAAAAUGAAGAUGCAGAAAUUUCUCCUGAGGAACAAGUAUUUGGAUUUUGGAUGGAAUACUUCGUGGAAUCAACAAAAACAGAAGUGGGAGAUAGCAUAAGAUUUCCUAUGCUUGUUUUGGAGCCAGAUAAGGUAUUCAUGCCAAGUUAUGUAACUGUGAAUCUUGGAGCAGAAGAAAAGUCAAUUGAGAUAUGGAACAUGUGUCUGGAUAGCAUGAAGGGAAAAUGUCGAAAGGUGCACAAAUGGCUUUUUGCAGCUAGUCAGAUUAGAAGUGUUAGUUUAUACAAGAGAGAUGAGCGCUGCUUGUUCCUGUAUGUACACCAAAACUCUGAUGACUUUCAAAUGUACUUUCCAUCAGUCCAGUGUCGUCAAAGGUUUUUUGAUUUGGUGAAAGAGAUGACAGGGGACCAAGAAGGAAUGGUUAUGGACCUGGAUGCUCAGCAGGCAGAGGAUCAGAUAAAAUAUGAAUAUGAGCAAGAUGAACAAGGAAAAAGAAUUGUGUUAGGAAAGGGCACUUUUGGAGUUGUAUUUGCUGCCAGAGAUCUAAUAACCCAAGUAAGGAUAGCAGUGAAAGAAAUUCCAGAGAAAAAUAAAGGAGAUGUUCAGCCAUUGCAUGAAGAAAUAAAGCUACACUCUCAGUUGAGACACAGAAACAUUGUGCAGUAUUUGGGUUCAGUGUCAGAAGAUGGUUACUUCAAGAUUUUCAUGGAGCAAGUACCAGGGGGAAGCCUGUCUGCCUUGCUGAGCUCCAAGUGGGGACCACUGAAAGAAAAUGAAUCUACUAUUGUUUAUUACACAAAACAAAUCUUAGAAGGCCUUAAGUACCUCCAUGAUCAGAAAAUUGUUCAUAGGGAUAUAAAAGGCGACAAUGUCUUAGUGAACACAUAUAGUGGUGUUGUGAAAAUAUCAGAUUUUGGAACCUCAAAACGCCUUGCUGGAUUGGCAUCUAGUACAGAAACAUUUGCAGGAACUCUGCAGUAUAUGGCACCUGAAGUUAUUGAUAAGGGGCAGAGGGGAUAUGGUGCUCCUGCAGACAUAUGGUCAUUGGGGUGCACCAUAGUGGAAAUGGCAACUGGAAAGCCACCGUUCAUUGAACUUGGUUCUCCACAGGCAGCCGUAUUUAAGGUAGGCUAUUACAAGAUUCAUCCUGAAAUCCCUCCUGAAUUAUCAGAAAAGGCAAAGAAUUUUAUUUUAUGUUGUUUUGAACCUGAUCCUGAGAAAAGAGCUACAGCAGCAGAUUUGUUGGAACAUCCCUUCCUCACAGAUAAAAAGAAGAGCUCUCGACUUAGUACUCCUCAAGAGUUCAGUCGGAGCAUUUCAGUACCAGCAGACAGAGUAACAGUUAAAAUUGAUAAAGGUGCAAGUAGUCACAACAGCACUCAUGGCCAGACAUCACCUGAGGACGGUGGCUUCAAUACUAAGUCGAACCCUGUGAAAUCAAGGGGACCUUCACUGCUCUCCCCAAUCAGCAUGCCUGCAGCUCUGUCUUUCUCCAGUCUCAGUACACCCACAUACGAGACAGAUCAAGAGGGUGGUGUAAAUAUGACACGACGAAGUUCAUCAGGUGGCUUACUUUCCCCAGAAGUUGACAUACCUACACCUAAAGGAGGUGGAGUUUUGGGAUUGGGAGAGGCCUCAGAACAAGAUGGAUUUUAUUUGUUGAAGAAAGAUUCCCAGAGACGCAUGACUCUGUCAAGAGUUAUCAGCCAAGAUGAGCAAAAGAUCUGUGAGGUGUGGAUGCAGAACAUACAAAGGGAGCUGCUAGCAACAGUUCUUUCCACAACACAUCUGGUGGCAAUGAUUCGCAGCCUGAGAAACUAUAUAUCAGAUCAAAACAAAGAAUCACUUGAAAACGCAAUACAUACAUUGAAAGAAGAGCUGGAUUUUGAUGCAGAUGCUAUUAACCAGCUGCAUUUCUCAUUGUACCUCAUCCAAGAUGCUGUGAAUGUGGUGUUAAGACUUCAUAGUAUCAAGCCUCACUGGAUGUUUGCAUUAGACAAUCUUGUACGUAAUGCUGUUCAAGCAGCUAUAACAGUCAUGUCACCAGAGCUCGGUGCCAACUUGGCAGGUCAGGAUAAUCGUGAACAAAGUGUACCUGAUGGACCUGAUGGAAGCUCCACAUCUGGCAUGUCAACCGUUAACUCGGUGAAAUCACAGAAAACUGUCGACAGCCUCUCCAAUUCAGCCAAGUUCCGCCUGGAGUACCGAGAGCAGCUUGGUGUCCUGCGCUCAGAAAACUUGAGAUUACUGCAAGAAUUAGUGGACAGCCAGAAAUCCUACCAGACACUGUUGCGGCAGGCCUUAGAAGAUCAUCGUUUGCAGUUGGCAUUACUCUCUCAGACUGUGCAGCAGCUGAACCUUGUGUCAUCAUGCACUUGCCAAUCACAUGCUGAUACAGGUUAUGGAUCACAUAGAUCAGUGAGCUCAAAUGAUGCUGCAAGCUCCCCUGCAGGUCUGCUUCCACAGAUCAGUGUGACCGAUAGCUCAGCUGAUGCACGAUUGAUUGAAUGGUUGCAGAACUUGAAACUAGACCAGUCCACUAUUGACAGGUUUCUGUUUGAAGAAUACUGUUUAGAUGAUGUUUUACUGUACAUCACACGUGCAGAUCUUCGCAAAUUGUGCUUAAGAGGUGGUGUCGAGUUGAGAGUAUGGAAAGCAAUUCUCAAAUGGAGGCGUGAGCACCGAGCUAACUUAAGUGCUGAGCGAUCUGACAGUGCAACCAGAACCCACCGUUCGACAAGUAAGAUAGAUGGUGGCGAUUCAAACCCUUUUGACAGGACUUGUAGUGAAAGCACAGAUACCACAGACUGAUUUUGGUUUCCAUAUAUUCUGUACUAAUAGAUACCUAAUCUAUAGCUGCACUUAAGGCACUGGAAUCGUACCUGUUAAUUUCUGUAAAUGUCGUGGCUUUUUUGUAAAAUGACACAUUGUGCAGGAUUUUUCACUUCCCAUGGAAGUUGGAGUAUGAAGAUUUACAUUUUAACUGGCAAAAAUGCUUCCACAUUGUGAUAUUCAUCUGUUGACACGUUGUACCUUAAUCUGUGAUACCAUACAGUAUCGUUGCUUUGCAGUUUCUAUCAACAUAUUGAAAAAAGAAGUGUGUGUGUGUGUGUGUGUGUGUGUGUGUGUGUGUGUGUGUGUGUGUGUGUGUGUGUGUGUGUGUUUUGUUAUAGGAAGUAUGAGUAAAGAAAUUUAUCUCACGUUAUGGCAUCACAUUAUAUUACUUUGUCAUUUUUAAAAUUAGUUAUUUAUUUUCUGUUAUUUUGUGUGCAGCGGAAUACUUUUCUUUCCAUUGCAAAGAUAAUAUUUGCAUUGUAGAUCUGAUACUUUUAUGAUACAUGAAAGUCACUCUCCCUAUUUAUCUAUCUUUCAUUCUUUCACCUCUUCCUGUCCCCACUCUCAACUGAUGUGUUUGUUGUGCAUGAGAGAGAGAGAGAGAGAGAGAGAGAGAGAGAGAGAGAGAGAGAAGGAGGGGAGGGGAUUAGAAUCAUGUCUAGAGCUAAAUUUAAAGUUUAAAGCUUUUAUUUGGGAUAUCAGUGACUUUCUCUGCAGAUACACUUUGUUCCAAUUCUGUAAAUUAAAUUUUUGCUGAAAGCAUUCUUCUGAAACAUUUGUUUCUGAAACAUUUGUGUGAACGCUUAGUACUGGAGCAAGCAUGAAUUAUAAAUGCAGCCAGUAAAACUUAAGGAUGGAUUCUAUUUAUUAUUAUGUACAUAUAUAUACACACAAUGUUUAGAUAAAACUGAAAUGUGAUGUGUUCAAAAAGAGACACAUAUGCAGCUGUAGCAAAGCUACAAUUGUUCUAUACUAGUUAGGACUAAAAUUUGAUGAUAAUUUCAUGGUUAUGCAUGACUGUUUCUGUGCAAAGCUGUUCACUUGGAAUGGUGUUAAUUCGACUUUUACUUUCCUUUUUGUUGAUUUAUAUUUUUGCAUGAAACUCUUUAUUGUUAUAGUAAUAAGACAAUAACUGUAUGUGUUGAUCUUCCUAUGACAUCAUCCAUUUUUGUUACCAGUGGAAAUGUAGUGUCUCCAAGAGACCAACAAAAUAUGUGUGACAUCUUUUAGUAUAAUCUCUAUGCCUUCAGUUAAAUGAAGUGUGAAUAUUUUGUACCAUUGUGCUGGAAAUCUGUUAGAUCUUUUUUCUGCAACAAAAAAGACUCACUUGUGUUAUUAGUAAGCAUACCAGAAGCAGAAACAAGAGAGUACGUAUCUGUGGAAGGGUGUUUAGAAAGUGAUGAUAUUUUUUGUAGUCUCUACAUGACAAUAUGGCUGAGCAUUUAGAGGAAGUUCCUCACAGAAACUGGUGCUAUCUGUGUAUUACUGUAUACAAGACUUGUAUGAAUUUCUUCUGUAAAUUUAACUGAUGGUGCGAUGGUCAUUUUAUAGUAUGUGUACUGGGUUGAGAGUAUUAAAACCAUAAUUUCAUA